Oncorhynchus kisutch (coho salmon) is the source of this 4146-nucleotide messenger RNA. RefSeq names its product SH3 domain-binding protein 1. Gene Ontology annotation, molecular function: protein binding; GTPase activator activity. Gene Ontology annotation, biological process: signal transduction; positive regulation of GTPase activity; regulation of actin cytoskeleton organization. The coding region runs from base 261 to 2348 and encodes 695 amino acids. Gene Ontology annotation, cellular component: cytosol; cytoplasm; intracellular anatomical structure. NCBI's taxonomy places the organism in Eukaryota, Metazoa, Chordata, Actinopteri, Salmoniformes, Salmonidae. The transcript is spliced from 18 exons. The record is from RefSeq and is a predicted model, not a curated record.
AGGCAACUUCCUCUUCUCUUAGAGCUCUGUGUGACUGAGUGGCGGUUGAACACAGUCACAGAGCACAUUUUCAAAACAAGAACGAAUACUGCUGGAUGACAGAACAUCACACCAACAACACACACUGAAGAAAACCACUUGCAGUGGUGUCUGCUCAACGAAAUAAUACAGACACUGACUUGGCAACACAUGACUGAGGACCUGGCUGGAGUCAAGACAGAGGGAUAAUUUGUAAGAGGCGGGCUGACUCCUAUGCAACCAUGCUGAAAUCUUUAAACCUCUUGAAGCAGCUUGGCUCUGUGGGGAAGUCACAGGAUGCCACAGAUCUUCUCACAGAAGAUCUGGUUAUGGUGGAGCAGCGGGUGGAGCCAGCCAAGAAGGCAGCGCAGGUUAUUCACAAGAAGCUGCUGGGCUGUCUGCAGAGUCAACUAGGGCUGGACACAGAGAGAAGAAUGAAAAAGCUCCCUCUCAUGCUGCUCUCUGUUAGCAUGGCUGAGAGCUUUAAAGACUUUGAUCCAGACUCUUCUAUCAGGAAAGUAUUGGAGAUGUGUUGCUUCAUGGAGAGUCAUCUGGCCGCAACACUGUCUGACUUUGAGCUGAAGCUGGAGAAGGAGGUUUUGGAACCUCUCAAUAAACUCAGUGAGGAAGACCUUCCAGAGAUUCUCAAAAACAAGAAGCAGUUUGCCAAACUCACAAUGGACUGGCACAAUGCACGCAACAAGUCCCAGGCUAGUACGGGACCUCAGGCAAAGCAGGAUGGGCUGAAAGAGGAGGUGGAGGAGGCCUGGAGGAAACUGGAGAGCAUCAAGGACCAAUACUCUGCAGAUCUGUAUCACUUUGCCACUAAAGAAGAUGACUAUGCCAACUACUUCAUUCGUCUGCUGGAACUACAAGCAGAACAUCAUAAGAAUUCCCAUGACUUCCUCGAACGAAACAUCAGUGAGCUGAAAGACAGUCAAACAGACUCCCAGGAGAAUAACUAUAAGGGGAAGGUUUACGGGGAGUCUCUGCUGACUCAUCUGUACAACAGCGGCAGGGAGAUCGCUGUUCCCAUCCAGGAGUGUGUUCACAUGCUGCUGCACACCGGCAUGAGAGAGGAGGGUCUGUUUCGUCUGGCAGCAGCAGCCUCGGUAGUGAAGAGACUGAAGAGCAGUCUGGAUGGAGGGGUCGUGAACCACAGUGAAUUCACUGACCCUCAUGCAGUCGCAGGGGCUUUGAAAAGCUACCUGAGAGAGCUGCCUGAACCACUCAUGACCUUUGAACUCUACAAUGAUUGGUUUCAAGCAGCAGGGGAGAAAGAAUUGACAGACAAACUUGAGCAGUUUAAAAUUGUGCUGAAGAAGUUACCAUCAGAAAACUAUAACAACCUCCGGUACCUGGUACAGUUCCUGUCGUGCCUGUCAGAGCAGCAGUCGGUUAACAGGAUGAGUCCCAGUAACAUUGCCAUAGUACUGGGUCCCAACCUGCUGUGGCCUCGCAUGGAGGGGGAGGCAGCUCUGUUGGACAUGGCAUCUGCCUCCUCCGUCCAGGUGGUGGCGGUGGUUGAGCCUCUCAUACAACACUCCAGCAGGCUGUUUCAUGAAGAGGUGGACUUUGAGAUUCCUGAGCUUCCUGGGGUCCCAGAUUUGAAAAUUUUAGAACCUCAAACUUCAGAGUCUGGGAAAGAGAACCUUGCCAGAAUGACCUCCUCCUCUUCAUCAUGCGCUUCCUCUUCCUCUUCUCAUGCUUCUCUCUGUAAAACAAUCAGCUCAGCAUCUCAGGACAGUGGAGGUUUUUUCAUCAUUAAGUCAGGCUCCAUUGGUCGUAGAACCACCACCUGGGGGAACCCUGCCUCAGACCCACCAUGCUCAACCCCACUUAACCGUACCCAGAGCCCGUCCCCUGUCCCAAGCCCGACACUGGUCCACAACCCAUCCCCACUACCCAGCCCCAAACUGGCACCUGGCCCAACACUGGUUCCCUCCCCACCACCAGUGUCUGUCUGCAGUCCGACCCAGAAGCAGAGCCCUGAAUCGGGCUCACUAGAACCCAUCCUAGAGGCCCCACCGGACUCCCCCAGAGCUACACUGAAGAUCACCUCACCAUACAAACCGAGGAAAUCCUUCCUUCAACACAUGCCGCCCAUCCAGAGUAAAGAGCAGGUGGCCGUUACAUACUCCAAACCCAGGGCCCCAGCACCUCUAGCACCAGCAGAGACACCCAAAACCCAGCUACAACCUGCACCCAAGCCUCUUGCUCCAGUCCUGAAGAAGACCCUAAGCAAAAAGGGUGCAAUUAGGCCACCCCAAAUCCCACCUCCCAAGCCCCCAGUACUGGAAAGCAAACAGGUGACCUCUAUAGCACAGUGAGGGGGUAGAGAUACACUAUAUACUGUAUACAAAAGUAUGUGAACCCCUUCAAAUGAGUGGAUUUGGAUACUUCAGCCACACCCAUUUGUUUAUGUGUAACUCUGUGUUGUUUUUGUUGCACUGCUUUGCUUUAUCUUGGCCAGGUCGCAGUUGUAAAUGAGAACUUGUUCUCAACUGGCCUACCUGGUUAAAUAAAGGUGAAAUAAAAUAAAAAAUACUGACAGGGUGUAUACAAUCAGGCACACAGCCAUGCAAUCUCCAUUGUCAAACAUUGUCAGUAAAAUGGCCUUAUUGAAGAGCUCAGUCAAAUCAAAUCAAAUCAAAUUUAUUUAUAUAGCCCUUCGUACAUCAGCUGAUAUCUCAAAGUGCUGUACAGAAACCCAGCCUAAAACCCCAAACAGCAAGCAAUGCAGGUGUAGAAGCACGGUGGCUAGGAAAAACUCAGUGACUUUCAACAUGGCCUCGGAUUCCACCUUUUCAACAAGCCAGUUCAUCAAAUGUCUGCCCUUCUAGAGCUGCCCGGUCAACUGUGAGUGAUGUUAUUGCGAAGUGGAAACGUCUAGGAGCAACAACGGCUCAGCCACGAAUUGGUAGGCCACACAAGCUCACAGAAUGUGACCGCUGAGUGCUGAAGCACGUAAGGCGUCAAAAUCGUCUGUCCUUGGUUGCAACACUCACUACAGAGUUACAAACUGCCUCUGGAAGCAACGUCAGCACAAUAACUGAUUGUCCGGAGCUUCAUGAAAUGGGUUUCCAUGGCCGAGCAGCCACACACAAGUCUAAGAUCACCAUGUGCAAUGCCAAGUGUCGACUAGAGUGAUGUAAAGCUCGCCGCCAUUGGACUCUGGAGCAGUGGAAACGCUUUCUCUGGAGUGAUGAAUCACUCUUCACCAUUUGUUAGUCCAACAGACAAAUCUGGGUUUGGCGGAUGCCAGGAGAAUGCUACCUGCCCCAAUGCAUAGUGCCAACUGUAAAGUUUGGUGAAGGAGGAAUAAUAGUCUUGGGCUGUUUUUCAUGGUUCGGGCUAUGCCCCUUAGUUCCAGUGAAGGGAAUUCUUAAUGCUGCUGCAUACAAUGACAUUCUAGACAAUUCUGUUUGGGGAAUGUUCUUUCCUGUUUCAGCAUGACAGCAUGACAAUUUCCCUGUGCACAAAGCGAGGACCAUACAGAAAUGGUAUGUCGAGAUCGGUGUGGAAGACCUUGACUGGCCGGCACAGAGUCCUGACCUCAUCCCCAUCGAACACCUUUGGGAUGAAUUGGAACGCCGACUGCAAGCCAGGCCUAAUCACCCAACAUCGGUGCCUGACCUCACUAACGCUCUUGUGGCUGAGUGGAAGCAAGUCCCUGCAGCAAUGUUCCAACAUCUAGUGGAAAGCCUUCCCAGAAGAGUGGAGGUUGUUAUAGCAGCAAAGGGGGUACCAACUCCAUAUUAAUGCCCAUGAUUUUGGAAUGAGAUGUUUGACAAGCAGGUGUCCACAUACUUUUGGUCAUGUAGUGUAUAGUGUAUUAUCUAAGCCUGUGUAAAGAAGUGUUCUUACGCUUUAGGUACAAAUGUUUGACUGUAACCUGACAUUUGGAGUAACCUGCUUUGGGUUGCAUAUCAAGGCCAGAGAUGUAUUGUGCUUCUGCAGCCAGUUCAACUCUUAGAGAAAAAGUGCUUUGUAGUUUGAGAGCUACCAUACACGAAUUAUAUGUUGUGAUUUCUUUAGUGCACGUUUUGUAUCACAGUUGUAUGAAUGUUUUCAGACAUGUAAAUAAAAUAUUAAUGCCCAUGCUUAUUAAAAACAUUUUAUUUCAUU